Chanos chanos (milkfish) is the source of this 3030-nucleotide messenger RNA. Its product is annotated as protein crumbs homolog 1-like. The record is from RefSeq and is a predicted model, not a curated record. Gene Ontology annotation, molecular function: calcium ion binding. Bases 1 to 3030 code for a protein of 1009 amino acids. NCBI's taxonomy places the organism in Eukaryota, Metazoa, Chordata, Actinopteri, Gonorynchiformes, Chanidae. The transcript is spliced from 8 exons.
AUGGCAAGCGUGAAUGUGGCCAUCUGGAUUAUUCUGUUCCUGUGUGCUGGUGCUCUUUGUGAGGCGAGUAUUAAUAGCUGUUAUCUUGAACCGUGCCAGAAUGGGGGCAAAUGUGAGACCCAAGAUGGAGACUACAUAUGUCACUGCUCUCAACUUUAUGGAGGUAAGAACUGCUCAGUUGCUCUGGUUGGCUGUGAGCACCACAGGUGUCAGAAUGGAGGAACCUGCAUCCCUUACUUGAGCAAUGGACGCCACAGGUACAGCUGCACCUGUCCAAGAGGGUUUGCAGGAACCAGGUGCCAGAGCUCAACCACCUUCUCAUUUCAGGCAGGUGGUUUUCUCCACAUGCAGACGACCCUUGCCAAUGUUAACGGACCCACGAACAUCUCCCUCAGUUUCCGCACUGUACAGACCAAUGCCACGCUCCUCCAGUGUCGCACUGAGGGUCAGCUCUCAGCUCUGGAGCUGGUGAAUGGUCGUCUAGAGUACAGUAUGAAGAAGGACCAAGAGACAGUGGCCCUUUUACAGCUCCCACAGGAGUUGUCUGACAGCCGGUGGCACACUGUGCAAAUCUCAUUCCAGAACAGCAUACUAAAACUCACAUUGCUGGAUGAAUCUUGCACAAAAAAAACCUGUCACCAAGAAGCAGUGGUCAACAUAGCCGAAUGGAAUUCAAUGUCAGAGCUGGGGUCUGGCCAGUUUGAGCCAAGUGUUGUCCAGGCCAUCUACAUUGGCAGGACGGAAGAGGAAGGGGCAGAUCCAGCCUCAUAUUUUGUGGGGUGCAUGCAGGACGUGCAGCUGGAUUCUCGCUUGGUGGUCCCAGGAGCAAGGAUGCUAGCCGCCAAAGCUAAUGUCAGCAUAGGUUGUAGUGACAGGGACCCCUGUGAGGAAAACCCUUGUCACAACAGAGGACGGUGCAUCAGCCGCACCUGGAGGAGCUACAUUUGUGAAUGUCAUCGACCAUACGAGGGGGAAGACUGCUUAGAAGAAUACACUGCAGCAAGGUUUGGUAAUGAAGAUUCUGAGAGCUAUGCGGUCUUUAUGGUGGAUGAUGACCCUGGAGAUAGCGUCAUACUGUCCAUGUUCGUGCGAACUCGGCGACCCCAGGGAUUGCUCUUGGUUCUUGCGAACAGCACCAGUCAGUAUCUACGUCUGUGGCUUGUUGGAGGGAAGGUCAGAGUUCAGAUUAACAACUUUGAGAGUCUGUCAGGCCAGGAAAGGAUUGACGAUGGACACUUUCACCUUGUAACGGUGAAAACUGAGCAAGGGAAGCUGACUCUCUUUCAGUCUUCAAAGCCACAGGGCAUAGUGAGCAUACGCAACGUUGCCAUCCAGCCUGGAGAUGUUGUGUAUGCUGGGGGGUUGCCGGAUCGCCGUGCCUCCUUGGCUUUUGGGGGUUAUUUCAAAGGUUGCAUCCAAGACUUGCGCAUGGGAUCUACACACCUACAGUUCUAUCCCAUUGUCGCUGCAGUGAAAUCUUAUAACCUCCAGACCCUGGCGAAGGUUACCCCAGGUUGCACCAGUGACAACUCUUGCAGUAGCAAUCCUUGUCAGAAUGGAGGGGUGUGUUAUUCCAUGUGGGAUGACUUCACUUGCAGUUGUCCCCCCAACACUGCUGGUCAACGCUGUGAGGAGGUCAAGUGGUGUGAGCUGUCACCAUGUCCAUCAACUGCUAUAUGUCGGGCACACAGCUUGGGUUUUGAGUGUAUUGCAAACAUAACACUUCGUGAUGACAGCUCCAUCAUAACCUUCAGAGGUAAUGGAAAAAUUCACCGAUACCUCAACAGCAUUUCCCUCCAAGUCAGGACAAGGAGGCGUGAUGCCACUCUCCUGCAUGCUGAGAAGGCAUCAGACUUCAUUACCAUUUCCAUCCAGGAUGCUCGCCUAGUACUGGAGCUGCAAGCUGGAGAGGGCUCCUCCAAACUUACUGUGCAGAGCCAGGAUGAAAUCAGCGAUGGUCGAUGGCACUCAGUACUUCUUGCCAUGGAGAACCCAGCCCUUCAGUUUUCCACAUGGACCAUGGUCCUGGAUUACCACUGGGACAACAUGAUUAUCUCAUCUGCUGCUUCUGGUGACCUUGACUUCCUGAGGGAAGAUGUGGACAUCCUGCUUGGUGGACUUGGUCCAGAGGCAGGUGGGACUCUGUCCGGUUGCUUGGGUCCUGUAGAGAUUGGGGGUCUCCUGUUGCCAUUCUAUGCUGUCACAGAGCUGAACCUGCCAAGGCCUCAGGAUGAACAGUUUGAGCGAAUUUCUGGAACUCCACGCUAUGGCUGCUGGGGAUCUGAUGUCUGUCUUCAAGAUCCUUGCCAGCAUGGAGGGGUUUGUGAGGACCACUUUGACGUGUUCCACUGCCGGUGUCCUACCGGAUGGGGUGGACAAAGGUGUGAGGUCAGAGUGAAUGCUUGCAGCGCAGAACCUUGUAUCCAUGGAAAUUGCAGUGUAAACUCUGGAGGAUAUGAGUGCUUGUGUGAGCUUGGCUACACAGGAGAGCGGUGUGAGGUAAAUUUGGAUGUUUGUGCUGGGAAUGAGUGUGGUAAUGGUGCCACAUGCCUCAGAGGUCUCCAUCACUAUACCUGCCUCUGUCCCAGGAAUACUACAGGACCUCUUUGCAAACAGAGAAUUCCAGAACUCCCAUGGUAUAUAGACAGGAUUCCGUUUCCCAAGCUGCCUGUGUCUUUCUGUGGGAAUGAGAAAUGGAACUACAGCUGCUUCAAUGGUGGGAACUGCUCUAGUUCAGAACGCAUGUGUCACUGUAUGCCUGGUUUCACUGGCCAGUGGUGUGAAAUGGAUCUGGAUGAAUGUGCAUCUGACCCAUGUCUGAAUGGAGGCUUCUGCCGCAACCUCAUCAAUAGGUUCCAGUGCGUGUGUGAGAUGAGCUUCGCCGGAGAUCACUGCCAGAUCGAUGUCAGCGAUUUCUACGUGUAUGUUUUCCUGCUCCUUUGGCAGAACAUCUUCCAGCUGCUCUCCUACCUCAUUCUUCGUCUGGACGAUGACCCUGAGGUUGAAUGGAACGCUGGAAACGAAGAAUAG